AUGGAAUCAGAAAGAUCCAAUAAUACCUCUCCACGUGUUCCAUUGACCGAUGAAGAAGAAUUUGACCCUCAAUAUGAAAGUACAAUCAAUAGAAGUAUCCAUUAUUACAAGAUUCAACCCACUGCACCUACCAAUUCUCAAGGGGAAUCCGCUCAAGGGGGAUCCGAAACAUGUUCUUUGUGUAAUGAACCCGAUCCAUUAUUCGAACCUAAUGGAGCUAACCUGGAACCAGUCGUGAGAUUGUCUUGUCAUCAUAGCUUCCAUCUUAGAUGUAUUAUUAUUUCCUUAAAAAAAGAUACAUGUCCUCGUUGUCAACUAUUUAUUUAUCUUGGCGAGGAUGAUGAUGCAAGGUUAAAUCCUCAAGAAGAAGAAGAUAGGGUUAAAAAAUUUUUUAAAGAGUUAUCCAACAAACCACAAGACUUUAAUCCGUUGCCGGUGACGAAUGUGGAAACGGUGAACCCUACAACUCCAGAUAUGGUGUUCGUCGAAUUACACAAUAAAAUACUUGAUGGUGAGAAGAUUCUUAAAGAAAAAACACUUGAAGUAUCCCGCGUGGAAUAUGAAAUCCUUGACUCACACUAUCCUCUCGGGGAAGCAUUGGAGAAGAAAUUGGCUGAAUUAAAAUCUAUUCAUCCUACUCAAACCGCGAAAAUCUUGCUUAAUGUAGAAAUUAAGCGACAAUUUCCCUCUGACAUGACCCGUAAUGUCUUUAACAAGAAAAAACGCUCAGCUAAAAAUAUUUACAAUUACCUUCUUGCCAGCGUUUGUUGCGCCAAUGCCAAGAUCUUUUACUGCGGGAUAUUCUGA
Messenger RNA from Rhizophagus irregularis DAOM 181602=DAOM 197198, 807 nucleotides. The record is from RefSeq and is a predicted model, not a curated record. Lineage: Eukaryota; Fungi; Glomeromycota; Glomeromycetes; Glomerales; Glomeraceae.